AUGGCCCAAAAUCCAAGACCCACAACCAUUCUUGAAUCUCUAGGCGAAGAACUUAUCAGAAUCAUCACACCAGUAUCAAUCUGUAUGUUGUUAGUGGUCAUUUUGGUAACAAUCUUAAACGCGGACUCAUCUUCAUCAGAAGCAGUGACCUCCAUAGCCACCAUUGCUUACACUGAGGCCACCUCAGACUCUUCGUGGGACAAAUUCGUAGGUGCCGUUUUGAACUCCCUUGUGUUUGUUGCUGUUGUCACUGUUGUCACGUUCGUUUUGGUCCUUCUUUUCUAUCUCAGAUGCACUGAGUUCUUGAAAAUCUACAUGGGUUUCUCUUCUUUUGUUGUGUUGGGGUUUAUGGGCGGUGAAAUUGCCUUGUUUCUGAUUCAAGACUUCAAUGUGCCCAUUGAUUCUAUCACAUUUCUUCUGGUUUUGUUCAAUUUUACUGUUGUUGGUGUCUUGGCUGUGUUCAUGUCAAAAAUGGCAAUUCUUGUCACACAAGCAUAUUUGGUUGUUAUUGGAAUGCUGGUUGCUUAUUGGUUUACAUUAUUGCCUGAAUGGACUACUUGGGUGCUAUUGGUUGCCAUGGCCUUGUAUGAUCUCGCUGCGGUUUUGUUGCCUGUUGGGCCAUUAAGGCUCUUGGUAGAGCUUGCAAUAUCUAGGGAUGAAGAGAUUCCUGCUUUGGUUUAUGAGGCUAGGCCAGUAACUUCUCAUGAUUCCAGUGGUGGUGUGCGUCAGAGGAGAGUUUGGAGGGAUAGGAGAAAUGAGGAUUCGAAUAAUGGGCCUCAUUCCAAUGAGAAUAUCAAUUCUGUUUUGGCGGAGAAUGGAAAUUUUAGGUCAAACUCUAAUGUGAAUGCCAAUGACACUUCACGUUCAAAUUCAAAUCCUGGUGAGUUUGGCAGUGGCCAUAAUGAUUCGAGUUUGGUUAGAGCUGAAGAGGGGCGAAUUCCGGAUAGGGAUCAAGAGCUUUCUGCGCCAUUACUAGAACGGAUAACAAAUGUUGAGCAGCGUGGGCGGGAAGAUGCUGUGGCAAGUGAAAGUUUGGUGCUGGAGGGUAUUGGAUUGGGGUCCUCUGGUUCAAUCAAGCUGGGAUUGGGAGACUUCAUCUUCUACAGCGUUUUGGUUGGGAGGGCAGCAAUGUGGUCUGGGAAUUACUUUGAUGCUGCUGGCUUUGUAUCAAAAAGCUUUGCCAGCUCUUCCUGUGUCAAUAAUGCUCGGCGUCGUGUUUUAUAUAUUGACCCGGCUCUUGCUUGA
Molecule: messenger RNA, 1245 nt
Organism: Prunus armeniaca (apricot)
Lineage: Eukaryota; Viridiplantae; Streptophyta; Magnoliopsida; Rosales; Rosaceae
Source: the annotation of a GenBank genome assembly